Molecule: messenger RNA, 4059 nt
Organism: Salarias fasciatus (jewelled blenny)
Lineage: Eukaryota; Metazoa; Chordata; Actinopteri; Blenniiformes; Blenniidae
Exons: 6
Coding region: 323-4000 (1225 amino acids)
Source: RefSeq, a predicted model, not a curated record
CAAAACACUACAAAACACGCCCACUGGGGGAACCGUCUGUGUUUGCGUCUCCGCACCAGAGCAGAACUGCGUCUCCUUUCAAACCACUUCCUGUUCUGCUGGCGGAGAGAAGUGCGCUCCUUCACUUUGCAGCUUUCUUUUCUUUUUCAUCACGACUCUGACAUAAAGCCGUCGUUCUGACUGCAGAGAUCAGAGUGAAAUCUCGUCUGUGUCUCGGAUCUCUGCUCCAUCCGCCUGGUCCAGAGGACAAACGGUCACAGCUCUUUGUUCUGCCAGGAGGGACUCAGGAGAGACAGGCUGAGGACAAUCCAGCAGCAGCAGGAUGGUGCUGAAGAUCUUCCUGCUCUUCGGCCUCCUCGUCCUCACAGAGGACUUCAAUCUGACGGAAGAUGAGUGGAAGGAGCUCGGUCCUGACGUAGCUGCCCUGCACCGCCUCCGAGGACUGUCCCAUCACAGUCUGCAGGGGGUCUCCGUUCAGAGAGCUGACGAGCCGAAGAGUUGGCUGAAGCCUCUUCAGAAAUGUGAUAACUCCACCUGUUGUGUCAGUCGAAGGGAACAGGACUUGGACAACUUCUUGGCAAAGAUUAAGGAGCAGAAGGUUCAAGACUGGCUGAUCAGUGCUUCAGAGAUCUCACACAGCUACAGCCAAAAGCUUCUGGUAAUGACUGAUGAAGAGAAGUCCACCAAAGCCAGAGCCCAACAGGAGUACUACACCGAUCUUCAUUACUCAGCGAUUAUCAGCAAAGGGUACCUGCUCAAUGACUCCUGUCUACCAGAGGUGGACAGCUCCACUGUGGUAAAGGUAUUUGGACGUGUUUCAGAAGAUGGACUCACUGUGUCAGACCUUCCUGGCUCAGCUCUUGCAGAUCUGCUCUUGACAAUACCACUGAGAGCAGCUCCAGUUUUCUCUCUGGAUGGAAACACCACCACAGACUUCCAACACAACUUCAUUCGUGUUUCCGUGGCCCGGGCCCUCCAAGCAGUCCUGGAAAUAAACCAUGGCAAUCAUCACAUUUACCAGGUGAUGGAUCAACCCAACUCCUACCUGUUCCCACAAAGAGCAGUUGAUAACAGCACACAGUACAGCCACCAGCAGAUCAUCAUGCUGGAAGAUGACCCUGUCGUCAGAAAAGCUGCGACUUCUCUAUUUAAGAAGCAUCCAUCAGUCAGCGCAGUCUAUCAGCUGGAUCAGAACCACAGACUCAAACUGAUUCGUGGUGAAUCCACUCCUUUGUCUGCGGACAGCAGGCUGGUGCUGGUCGGCCAUGGGGUCCGAGGUGGCUCUGGAAAGAUGAGACUGGGGAGUUUCACACCCGAAGAUGUGAGUAGAAUCAUUCAGAGCACCUCCAGGGUCAGCGACGCAAUCAAAACUACCAGUGUGGUGGGAUGUGAGGUCGGAUCAGAUCCAAACUUCAUGGAAGCUCUGAUGAAGGACCUCAGGAGCGCUGGCAUCACAACCAAUUUGCGCGCGAGGAAGUCCAAGGUCCAAGUCUUAAACACCGGAGAGAAAAUCACUCAAGAACUCUCUCCAGAAGGAGUGUGGAAACAUAAAGAUGACAGCCAGAAAGUGGUUGCAACUCUGGAUCAGAAUGGAGAGAUCAUCAUUAGAAAUGAGGCUGGUAGUAAAGGAGAAGAAGUUUUUCCUAAGGAAAAGAACUUUCUUGUUAAACCAAAGAAAGGCAGACAAAACAAAAACCAAGGAACCCAAGCCAACGUCGACACAAACAUCUGGCCAGAAGAACCAAGAAGAUUUGUUAACCUGGACAUUUUUGAGGGGGGAAACAAGCAUGAAGUCCACCAAAGAAAGAAUUACAUGAUAGAACUUGAGGGAAUUACCUGGGCCCUUUUUCAUUGUGAUCAACCAUCUCCAAGGAAAAUCAAUCUCAACAACAACCGACCACUGAGAGAACAAUUCACGAUAGCAGAAAGAGAUGGGAACAAUAUUAGAUGGCUGGACAAUGAGGAACAAAUAAGACGAGUCCUUCAAGAAUGUUAUGAGGUCAGAUCAGGAAAAGAUGUUCUAAAUGUUGUUCGUCACUACGGAAAGAGCAAAGAAAAUAAAGUCACCUACGUGAUGGUCGGUGACUGGAUCCUGAAGAUUGAUCCGGAAAGUCUUUAUGCAUUUCCAGUUGGAAAGAAACUUGACAACAAUCAAAUGGGAAACAACAACAAAAUUAAGGAGGUGAGAGGGUACAUAGAAAGGCAGGUUGGAAAAGAAAGCUAUGCGGCCAUGAGAGCAGCAAUUACGAAAAAAGGUGAGUACGUUGCAUUUGUAAGAUGUAUCUUUCAGGGAGAGCGACUUGGACUCCCAGCAGACACUGAGGCCUCUUACGCCAUAUAUUUUACUGCAUCCACCAUUUGUGAACCUUCCAGAAACUUCAGGACAUUCCCUCUUACUCUUAUGGCUCUUAAAUUGACCGAAAACUUUGAUGAAACAGGGAGGAGCUUCUUUUUUGAGGACCAUCCAAUGGCAAGAGGAGGAAGCUGGGUUAAUAAGGACAAACGAGGAUUCAGUGGUGCAGGAGAUUCUGGAGAUUCAAGCAAAAAGAACAACCUGAAAGAAGUCACAAACCUGGAAAUUGAAAUUUUCACAAAGUGGAGGCAAACUGUUGAUCAGAAUGAAGUCCUCAGUUCAAUGAUAGAACUCUUACAAAACUUUAAGGUCUUCACAGAUGCUGCUGCUGCUCAGUGCUUCACAGAGGAUAAUAACAAAUUCAGAGAAAUGACUGAGGCACAACAGCCAAAUGCAUCUGGAUCACUGGGCGGUCAUGGGGAUGGCUAUGUGACACUACAAGAUUUAAACUCUUCAGAAUUAGAGAGUUCCUUCAAACACGAGUCCUAUUUCUCCAGAGCCUCUGCGUCAAUAACCGAGGAGAUUUGCGUUAAGCUGACAGCAAAAUAUGGUGAAAAUCUGGCAAAGUUGCGUGUGAAAGAAAGAACAGCCCACAUAGAAAAUGGAGAGUUUGUAUGUCAGCUUGUGCCUGAGGGAGCUGAUGAUCAACCAAGAGAAUUCAGGACCAAGUUAUCUACAGAGAGCAGACACUACAAUGAGAAGAUGCUGAAGAGCAUAAACACAGCAACUGGAGACAUGAAGACUCACAGCUCAAAACCUUCCCACCAAGUCAACAAGAAGGUGGAGCAAAUUGGAGAUGAUGUUGGAGUUCUGGGUCUCAUCAAAUAUGCAACCGCCAUGAUGAAGAGCCCUGCAAUGAGGGGAGCAAUGAUAGCUGUACUGAUAGUGGGCAUUGGAUUUGGGGUUUACAGUCUAUUCAACUUUCACGAUGCUGAGGGCGACGUGUUGAUGGACAUGGAGACUAUCACGGGCAACAUCCACUCUGACCUUCUCGAAUCUGGUUAUGAAAGCUCCGUUCUGAAUGGCUCCGACGGAAACAACGUGUUGGUGUCCACUGGUGAAGAUUGCCUGGUUGGAGAAGACGAAAACGACAUGUUGGCUUCCACUGGUGAAGAUUACUUGGUUGGAGAAGACGAAAACGACAUGUUCGACAUGUUAGCGUCCAUUGGUGAAGAGUUUGUGGUUGUACAACAAGAAAACGACUCCCUUGGUGAAGAGUUUGUGGUUGUAGAACAAGAAAACGACUCCAUUGGUGAAGAGUCCGUGGUUGUAGAAGACUUCUUCAUUCGUGAAGUGAAAGUGAUGGACAGGGGUCGUGGCAGAGACCAUGGUGUCCAUCAGCAGGACUGGCCCAAGCUUUUUAUGCACCCUACACGAGCCCGAGACAAGCGCCGUCAUCCACCCGGGGAGGGGGGUGCCGCCACCGCCACUGCCUCACUUCUCUCCCAAUAUUUAGGGACCCAGCCAGGAGGGCAUGGUGACCGAUGGCCACCAUCCCCGGAGGGCAUGGUCUCUAUUGUUAUUCACUUGCUUCCUCUUAUUAGUAUUUUGACAGCUCCAAGUAUAUCACACAUUUCCGGCUCCGAACCCCAAUUUGACCCCCUAAACAUGCAUGCCAACUCACCAAAUUUGGCACGCACAUCAUGACCGGCAAAAAAUUUUAUAAAAUGGAAAAAUUAUACCCAUCUGCUCUCUAGCGCCACCUA